CACCACGUCACGGUCUGAGGCAGCAGCCAAGGUCUCACUUUGGAACGCCAUCACGUUACGUUACGCGGCGGAGGGGCUUAUACGUUUGUGAUUAAGAAGGAAGUCCUCUCUCCGUGGUUACUUUUUUAACACUUUUCCUCCUGCAAGACUCUAAUCAUUUGUUCGAUCGAGACGGUGCACGUUUACAAGUUUCUCACUUCACACAACCCCGCUUACAGCACACUACAGCACACAACAGCUCACUUACGUCUGAUCUGAUCGAUCAACACACGCGCACAAGCACGCGCACGCAUACCAUCGCUCAAUCGCAACGCAGCCACGCAGCAGCCGUCAAAAUGGGUGUCGUCUCAGCUGUCCUUCUCGUCGUCAUCACCAUCCUGUGCCCUCCCAUCGGAGUCUAUGCCGUCGCCGGAUGUGGCAUGGAUCUCUUCAUCAACAUUUGCCUGACGCUCCUGGGCUAUCUGCCGGGCCACAUUCACGCCUUUUACCUCGAGUAUGUGUACUAUGACCGACGAGAGCAGGCUCGCGAGGGCCGCUUUGCUACCGGACCGGCGCCCGGCGUUUAUUCGGACCACGUGCAGACGGGUGGACAGAGCUACGGUACAAUUGUCCAGACAACGGUUUAAUAGAUAUGCGCAUACGGAUGACGAGACGGUUACACCGAAGGAACAAGGUGAAGGAGUCGAGGGUCACAGUUACAUUAUGCAGGCAUCGACAAACGAAUGGAAGACCGAGACAGUUAGAGGGGCAAUAGCGGAUACCAUCACGUGUGGCUGAAGUCAUGUAUGUUUGGCACACGCAGGCGUACGGAGGCGGUCUCGUCACAUUCUAGUUAGGAGGCAAGGUUAAUAUCAUGGAUCAUGGAAAUUCG
Messenger RNA from Ilyonectria robusta, 871 nucleotides. RefSeq lists its product as uncharacterized. Bases 336 to 626 code for a protein of 96 amino acids. The transcript has 3 exons. Lineage: Eukaryota; Fungi; Ascomycota; Sordariomycetes; Hypocreales; Nectriaceae. The record is from RefSeq and is a predicted model, not a curated record. Gene Ontology annotation, cellular component: membrane.